Molecule: messenger RNA, 1843 nt
Organism: Cryptomeria japonica (Japanese cedar)
Lineage: Eukaryota; Viridiplantae; Streptophyta; Pinopsida; Cupressales; Cupressaceae
Product: pyruvate dehydrogenase E1 component subunit beta-1, mitochondrial
Exons: 16
Coding region: 274-1416 (380 amino acids)
Biological process (GO): pyruvate decarboxylation to acetyl-CoA
Molecular function (GO): pyruvate dehydrogenase (acetyl-transferring) activity
Source: RefSeq, a predicted model, not a curated record
GUGUGUGAGAAAGAAAGUUAGAUAGUUUAUUUUGAACCCUAGGUGAGCGCUACAAGACUUCGGUGAAAAAAUAAUCAUACCUUAAACAUAAAUUCUAUCACCUUGGGUUCAAUUCGGCCUUCAAGAUCGCUCAGUAACCAGGUCAUUUUAGCAACUUGUUGGAAUUGGAGCACAAGCCUAAGCUGCACGAAUAGUUGACUUAUUUGUCUUAGAGCUAAGGAGUGAAGGGUAUACAUUCUGUCAAGCUCACCUGUUAAAUUCCAGUGAGAAAAGAUGUUGGGAGCUUUGCGGAAAAAUUCUAGAAUUAGCUUGAUAAAUCUUGUUUCUUCAUUGAGACAUGGUCUGGGGUCAGAGGGGGUGGUGCCUCUUGUAUCAACACAACUAAAAAGUCUAUCUACUGCAGCUAAAGAGAUGACGGUGCGGGAUGCACUUAACUCAGCUCUUGAGGAAGAAAUGUCUGCAGAUCCAAAAGUAUUUUUAAUGGGGGAAGAGGUUGGUGAAUACCAAGGAGCUUAUAAGAUUUCCAAGGGCCUUCUACAAAAGUUUGGACCUGACAGAGUUCUUGAUACCCCAAUUACCGAGGCUGGUUUUACCGGCAUUGGUGUUGGUGCAGCAUAUUAUGGACUGAAACCCAUUGUGGAGUUCAUGACAUUCAAUUUUGCUAUGCAGGCUAUUGAUCACAUCAUAAAUUCUGCAGCCAAGUCAAAUUAUAUGUCUGCAGGCCAAAUCUCUGUGCCCAUUGUUUUCCGAGGACCAAAUGGAGCUGCUGCUGGAGUUGGUGCUCAGCACUCUCAGUGUUAUGCUGCAUGGUAUGGUUCCUGCCCAGGACUAAAAGUUUUGGUUCCAUAUUCGUCAGAAGAUGCUCGUGGAUUGCUGAAAGCUGCUAUCCGUGACCCAGAUCCUGUUAUAUUCCUUGAAAAUGAAUUGCUGUAUGGCGAAUCUUUUCCAGUCUCAGCAGAAUCUCUUGAUUCUAGCUUCUGUCUUCCAAUUGGGAAAGCAAAGAUUGAGAAAGAAGGGAAGGAUGUGACAAUCACAGCUUUUUCAAAAAUGGUUGGCUAUGCUUUGCAGGCGGCACAAGAACUUGCAAAAGAAGGAAUCAGUGCUGAGGUUAUAAAUCUUCGUUCAAUUCGACCUUUGGAUAGAGCUACAAUCAAUGCUUCUGUUAGGAAGACAAAUCGGCUGGUGACUGUUGAAGAAGGUUAUCCACAACAUGGCAUUGGUGCAGAAAUUUGUACUUCUGUGGUCGAGGAAAGCUUUGAAUAUCUGGAUGCACCUGUGGAAAGAAUUGCAGGGGCUGAUGUUCCCAUGCCUUAUGCUGCAAAUUUGGAGCGCUUGGCAGUUCCACAGGUAGAAGACAUCAUUCGUGCUGCAAAAAGGGCUUGCUACAGAGAAGUUCCAAUGAGUGCAACUGCCUAGUGUAAAUUUGAUUUGAUUUUUUUCUUUAAAAUAAAAGGAAAUUUGCUAUAUGUUUAAUGAGGCCCAAGGAUGUGUUCAGAAUGAUCCUAGUAUAUAGGGUAUGGUCAUUUUGAACUUUCUUUUGGUCAGGAUUAUUUUUAUCCUUGCUGGCCUCGCAAUUUUUAAUGCUGGAAAGGUUUUUUUUUCCGCUCUCAGAGUAUGUAGCUCUCAUUGUAAUUUACUGUUCAGUUGAUGGGAAUUGAUCCUCGUUUGUGUUGAAAUCAAUUUCUAUUAACUGUUUUAUCAUCUGCUAUCCGUCAUUUUUAACCAAAAUUUUGGUGUCAUUUGGUGCGGAGCCUAUAUGAGCCAUAAAAUUAAGUAGUGUAACACCAGGUUUUUAUCCUUGAAUAAUAAUGAAUUGUUAAAUGUGAUGAUUUGCUUUGCUGUA